AUGGAGCUGAACGAUGCACACUCCCAGAAGUCCGACUGUGCGAAACCACCCCAUGACCGAAUCGCUUGUGAACCACUCACCGCUGGCUCCGCGGAUAUGCCGAUUGCUGAUACUGCCUCUGUUGAUGGACAAAAACCAAUUCUUAGCAAUUAUUUCACAACUGAAGCAACUUCCGAGGAUCCGUUUGAGUCUGUUUUCAGCCAGGAGUUCUCCCCUCCAAAGGCGUACUUCAUGUUAUGCUUCCAGCAAACCCCUGGACAAUACACGGAUGGUUUGAAGCCUCUCACACCAUGCAUAUCACUGGAUCAGUCGACAGCUCUUCGACUGCGGCAACGUGACGCGUGGUUACCGUCAGAGUCCACACGAAAAGCCUUAUUGGACGUCAAGUGCGACAGUUCCACAACAUGUCAGGAGAUCAGACCGAUGUUGUCUAAAGUAGACCCAGAGGGCAAAGAUGCUGCUCAUUUCAAGGGUGAUCCCUAUCGCAUACUGUUGCUUCGGUAUUUGACGGAAGAAUCAACAGUUGAUGCACUCCGUCGUGUCCCUAGUUGCGCGGAACAAACUGCGCCCACCAUUGAAAAUCUGAAGGAGCUAAUCGCCAAUGGAUGGUACCAUGCGGCACUGGAUACCACACGCGGCUUACUGGCCAGUUAUGGUUAUGGACCGGAACAGGGUGGUGCACCACUGACUCCAUUAACCGCCCAGAUCUGGCUUGCACGCCUUGCCUUACUAGUACGUGUGCGAAGUUACGACGUGGCCGAGUGCGAACUGUCUUCAUUUCAGACACUAGAUGCACCGAAUGUAUAUUUUGAACACUCACCAGACCUAUACCCAGAACGAGCAGGCUCUAUUAUUCCAUUCUCCUUGCGCCUUCUUCACGCGGAGCUUCCAUUCUAUCUCAGUCGUUCUGCAGAAGCACUGGAUAGACUAUAUUACCUGUUGGCGGUCAUUCACCGCAUUCAGUGCAAUUUACGAAAAGGCUACACAGAAGACGGAUCAAUGACACAACCUGGAGCGGAUUAUCGUGAAUCUAGGAGAUCUGGAAACGGCAAAAGCAUACUUCGCACAAGCAGUCUCGUACCCGAACCCCAAGAGGCAACCGCAAUUGGCUGUUCAGCAGCUUUUCCACGAGCGGCAAAUAAUGUUGCUGUUUGUUCCCUGUAUCUUGGCCAACUCUCGGAAGCCAUACGUGUUUUGGACACUUUGACAACCACGGGACUGUCCUCCCAACCGUCGGGUCAAGUGUUUGAUUUCCUAACCAGCCUUAAUACUGGAACGGUCGAUCCGGAAAGUCACACCGAUUCCGUCUUUUCCAGUUUACAGCGGCGGUUUUGUUUACACGAUGCAUUAAUUUUCAACCUGGCUGUUUUGUACGAAGUUGAGUCGGAUGGUGCCACGUCUAAAAAGGUUAGCCUUUUACAGCGAAUAGCCCGUCUCCCCGGUGAACCGGUGCACAUAUCCUCGUUCAAACUUCCGAUCACUUAAACUUCUUUUUAUCCAAUCCACCUUCGGCACAUUUUUUACUCAUCUGCUAUCACUACACCCGUGGUUUAUUUGUUCGUCUACAGUUUAUUUUCAAUUUUCGGCGUAAAACAACAAUUUCUCUCCCUAGUUUACUUGAAAACCGCUCUCACGUGAUGGCCUGAGUUAUCUGUGAGUUCUUCUGGUCCCAUUAAUCUUGUAAAUUAUAUGCUUUACAUCGUUGCUCACCCGGUUCACUUCAGCCUACUNGAACCGGUUUUUUGUGUUUCAAAUGAGAGUCUGUCCAAAACAACUGUUACGUUUGUCUAGGGAAUCCGAAGUACGUACAGGAUGACACAUUUUGCCAAUGUAUGUGAAGCUGCUUUUGACACUACUCUGACUAUUAUUAUCCAACGUACCAUCUCGUAGUACACUACAUAGAUUGAUC
Messenger RNA from Opisthorchis viverrini, 1909 nucleotides. RefSeq lists its product as hypothetical. The transcript has 9 exons. The record is from RefSeq and is a predicted model, not a curated record. Lineage: Eukaryota; Metazoa; Platyhelminthes; Trematoda; Opisthorchiida; Opisthorchiidae. Gene Ontology annotation, cellular component: TRAPP complex; Golgi apparatus. Bases 1 to 1485 code for a protein of 494 amino acids.